AUGAAAAACAAAUCGCAUUACAGACUUCCAACACUGCCACUUCUUGGAAACCAUUACCACCUCUGCCCUUAGUACAGAGCUCAACAGAAAACGCAGGGGCACUAGUGCAAGUGGAGUGAUGGAGGCUAGAUCUCAGUUUGAGUAUCGCCGGCGUUUGCACUUAAUAGCUUUUAGAUAUCGGCGGACUGGAUCGAAGUAGCAGUGUUUGAAUAAUGCUGACUGAUGAAGGCUUGACAUUUGAACUGAAUGGGAAAUGGGAUUAUUGUGUUUUGUAAGUCUUCUUGUUGACAUAAUUGGUAGUGGACGUUUAGAAACUCGGAUUUGGUAGUUGAGGUCUUAGUAGUGAAAUGUUCUUUAAAAACGGCCCCCCAGCUUAGACGGAUAUUUUGUGUUUAAUUGUGACUGAGACUCCCCGAAUGGGCCAUGCGAAUGGGUGGUUAUUGUAGCAGAAGCGCCUCCCAAGCUGUCAACUGCGAGAACUGGACGUUAUCCUCACCCAUGCCUGCCCAGACGAUGACAUACCCUCGCCCCGCGCCAGGCAGAGGAGGACCACACCAAUCGCCGCAUCGCCCCGUAUUCCUUGACCAUGGCAGGAGGAUCGCUCCCGUUGGGAUGACGCCUCCUUCAGUAUGUGGGAAGAAACGCCCCACGUCCAUGGAGAACAACAACGCCUGGCUCAGCGAAUUUUGUUACGCGAAGCCCAGUUCUCAUCGCCGGCCGCCCCACAAAUGCAUCUCGUGCCCAAACGAGGUUGCCGUCGUCGGCCAAUCGUCAAAUGGAUCGAUCUCCGUCAUAUCCUGCAGGACCCUGGCAGAAGGAGCAGCACCGGGCCCUCGAGCGAUCGAAGAGCGAGUGAAUAAUUGUCCGCGCACGAGGGAGGGAUGGAAUGACAUGGUGGAGGUAGAGGGUGGAUUGCGAGAUUGGGGUAAUCAUGUCGCCGUCAGCAGAACAGCUCUGGGGCGGAAUUGUUCCAGGAGCCAUCGGUUAAGUCUCUGCGAAGUUGGCACCGUCAGUCCUAUCAUUUCAGAUGUAGAAAACUUAGGAAACUGCCUCCAUACCCAAGUCGCUGAAAUGAAGAGGCCCUGUGCUUGUUCGUCCGCUUUCGCGUACAGGGGAGACUCGUGUAAAAAUGGCAGGCACGGGGAGACCAAGGACAGUGAUUGCGAAGACAUUGGUAAUGAUAUCGGUCCCACUGAUGAAUUGACUGUUCUCGGGUCCUUGAACAGACUCGCAUCAGCGCCGCCUUGUGGCGCCAAUCAUUAUGGUCGUUCGUUGCGCAGUCAGUGUGAUGUAGCGAAUUCCCUUAACCAGAGAGACAACAGUGGUGUCGUGGAUUCUGAAAAGGAAAACCGUCACGGCAGAAAAGAGAAAGGAAGGUGUGCAGGGAAAGAGGUCGGCCCCACUUCCGUCUGUGCCCCCUCGCCAAAGGCGGCCGACUUGACCACUCUGGGAAGAGAACUCGUGGGAAAUCGCCCAGGUAUUAUUCAUUCCCCUUCGUGCGACCGCACGAGACACAGUAGGAAAACAUUACGCUUAAAGGGAGACCACCCCGCUGACGAUGAUAACAUCGUAUGCUUGGAAUAUGCCUUCCGACGAAAUGAAGUAAGCAACGAGGACCCUCCCCGGAGCGCCCCGCCUUGCGACGCCGUAAGAGGCUUCGGUGAAUUCUCCGCCAAGGGGGGAAAUGGUUUCUUUGGUCUUCCCUUAUACAUCAAGGAGUAUUUUACGGAGGAUUUCCUUAAUAAUAACCCCCAAGACCACCAGCAUUUCCAUGUGGGCGAGCCGCCCCCCAAAUUAUUGAAGCUGCUGCUUCGAAAGGAUCCCAACACUCUAGAUUUUUUGAGGACAAUCCAAGACCCAGCCAGUCAAAGGCUGACGUGGUACAAACCUCCCCUCUCUGUGUUGGUCAUCAAAAAGGUUAGAGAUGCCCAGGUCAUCCAACCUUUCAUCCAGCUGGUCAAGUGGCUGACUUUGGAAAAGCGGAUGCUGGUCUUCGUCGAAGCGUCUGUACUUGAGGACCCCUUGGUCACCAAUCACUCCGGUUUCCCCAGCCUCAAGGAUAAGCUGAUGAGCUUCAGGGAAGGCCAGGAUGAUCUUACGGACAGAAUCGACUUCAUCAUAUGCCUUGGUGGUGAUGGGACACUCUUGUAUGCCUCUUCUCUGUUCCAGCAAAGCGUUCCUCCAGUGAUGGCAUUUCAUCUUGGAUCUCUUGGCUUCCUCACUCCAUUUAAAUUUGACAAUUUCCAGGACCAAGUUACCCAUGUUUUAGAAGGUCACGCUGCCUUAACUCUGCGCUCUCGGUUACGAUGCAUAAUUCUACGGAAGGAGCAGGACACUGGGAAGAACAGCUGUCCCCCCACGAAUCUGCUGGUGCUUAACGAAGUGGUCAUUGAUCGUGGUCCGUCUCCUUACCUCUCCAAUAUAGAUCUAUACCUGGAUGGAAAGAGAAUUACAUCUGUGCAAGGAGAUGGCCUGAUUGUGUCAACCCCAACUGGAAGUACAGCUUACGCAGUUGCUGCUGGAGCCUCCAUGAUUCACCCAUCUGUACCAGCAAUCAUGGUUACCCCCAUUUGUCCACAUUCACUCUCAUUUAGACCAAUUGUUGUUCCCGCCGGAGUUGAGCUGAAGAUUGCAGUAUCUAGAGACAGUAGAAAUACUGCUUGGGUUUCUUUUGACGGAAGGAAAAGGCAAGAACUUCUUCAUGGAGACAGCCUUCGUGUGACCACAUCUAUAUAUCCUGUCCCUUCAAUCUGUGCUGAGGAUCAGAUUGCAGAUUGGUUUGCUUCUCUUGACGAAUGUUUACGAUGGAAUGACCGAAAGCGACAGAAGCACUUUGAUGAGCCUGAAGAUCUCUCCUCGCCAGAUCUUACUCAUUCCUCAAGUUCUGAUACUUUAGAUUCUCUCAGUGAAAGAAAUGAAGGCUGUGAUAGUUAGGUUAUCGUGAACAGGGAAAAUUCCUCAGCAUAAUUUGGACUGACUAUGGUGAACCAGUGCAUCAGUAGAAUGAGGACCACAAUAGUAGUUUAUGGCAGUGGGUGACAGCUGAAGUAUGAUGGCGAGAUAUAAAAAUAAUCUCUUGUACAAAAGUGGACACUUGAAAAAGUACAUUUAUUUAGGAAUCCCAGCUUUUGUAUUGUAACCUACACAUCCAACAGUGGUACUUUAAGUGACUUUUUCGAAGUGGACUCAUUCAUGCCAUUCCUCACUCUGCCUAUGCAACAUUCUCAUUUAUGCAACCUGUAUCUUGUGAUCAUUAAGUGCCCAUGAUCUGUAUCUUGUAAGAAACUGAUGGUACUUAACUCCGAUAUCACUGCUCCUUCUUGGCAAAAAUUGUCAGUCAGUGCAAUUGUUUAGUGAACACUGGUGUUCUUUUGGUUUCCUUAUUAUUUGUUCAUGGUGCAUGGAUAGAAGGGCGUUAAGAGAGCGAAGAACAAAUUUUACAUUUACGUAUUUAUUAUGAGAUGAACAGAUUCCUUUUUUAUAUAAAUAUUUGACAUAGCUCGACUACCUAGAUACAUUGUUUAUAUUUUUUACUGUGAAUAAGAUACUAAUCUGUAAGGAUAAGAUAGUAAUGUGUAAAUGUUCUUGUUGAGAUUGUAAGUUUGUAUUUCAUAAUUACCAGAAUUUUAGAGAGAUUAAUAUGAUUUUAUCUAAUGUGAAUGACAGAAACUUUGAGCAUCCAUGUUUGCCUAUAUAACUGCGUAUGCUCAGAAAUAAAAUGGUAAUGCUAUUUA
Messenger RNA from Macrobrachium nipponense, 3734 nucleotides. Its product is annotated as NAD kinase-like. The record is from RefSeq and is a predicted model, not a curated record. NCBI's taxonomy places the organism in Eukaryota, Metazoa, Arthropoda, Malacostraca, Decapoda, Palaemonidae. The coding region runs from base 424 to 2934 and encodes 836 amino acids. Gene Ontology annotation, biological process: NAD+ metabolic process; NADP+ biosynthetic process. Gene Ontology annotation, molecular function: NAD+ kinase activity. The transcript has 9 exons.